CUGUCGUUUAUGCCGAAAAAUAGUGCUUGCAAAAGGUGGAAAUACCACGAAUUUAAGAAGUCAUCUGAGACGUCGACAUCGUGCAGAUUUUUUCGAGAGCACUUCUUCCUCGACCUCUGGAGCUUUGUUUGAGGCUCAAGGUGAUUUACCACCAAAUUCAGCACUUUUCACUGCGAGAAUUGUGAAUCUAAAGUGUGCAUCAAUUUUAAGUCCUAUUGCACUACUGCAUUCAUCCACCCCCUUAAAACUGACAGAAUGUAAUUGCAGCCGGGCACUAUGGGGUUUUAUAAACUUGCAUUGCAUUGGGGAGCAGAUAAAGGUGAAACAAUAGUCCCUAACCCGGAUGCUGUUUGCAUACUCUUUGCUAAUUUAUAGCACUGGUCACAUGAUAUGGUAUAUCUUGUUUUAAUCUUUAAUGUUGCAACGUAGAGUUAUUUGAGUCUGUUUAGUGUGUCACAUCGAUGAAUGCAACGUUUCAAUCCGACCAUGCAUUGUUAUUGUAUUUAACACAUCCAAAGAGUAUAUACAAUCAAAAUAGUUCCUUACGUCGCUUAAUUAACACCGCCAGCAAGUUUCUAAGGGUCUGUUUCUUUAAACGGGGGUAAUCUAAUGUCAAGUUCUUUCACAAAUAAUGGAAUGUACAUGUCACAGGUAGGGGCACUGAUAACCUGUACACUAUACAACACAGAGUUCAUUCAUGUUACAGUGUUAUUACUAACAAAACUUAGCGAAAGAGACGUGUACGCAUGCGCAGAGAAGAUGCGACCCCAGGACCAGAACUGUUUUACGGCAGUCUCAUACCCUUGUUGUUGCCAUGGUAUCACCUAAACAGCCAUGCACCCAGUCUGCUGUAAAGAGCUGAUGGAGGUGUUUGGGAAAUGUUGGCAUUAAAAUAUCGUUUGUAAUGGGAUAUGCUGCGCGUGUCCCGCUGGUGUGAUAUGUCGCAAAUAACGACAGUUAUGCGGUUGGUGCAGUGAUUGGUCAGUUUGAGCCGCCAUCUUUACCGUUUUAAAAUCCCUCUUCUUAUCGACUGACCCCGUCUCCUCAAUACAGGCUGAUAAUGACUGUGGUAUAAUCGCCGUAUAGCACCGUAACCUGACUACUCGAGCGGUAUCACUCCGCUUUGUUUACAUCCUAACACCUGUGCUCGCUUCAUUUGACAUUUAUUACAAAGCACAGCUGGUGGAGCUAGCAGCUAACAGUAUGAAUGCACACCUGAGGGAUUCCCGUGAACAUUUGUUUGAACCUGAUACGAAAACUAAAGAAGAAAUAAUUCUGAAAGAAGAGGAAGAGUCACAAGAAGAGGAAGAGUGUGAGGUGAAUACCACUGACAUUUGUAGACAUGCAGUGGUAUCAGACUUGGAACUAGACGAACUUGAAGACAGCAGGACUGAAAUAAGUAAGGUUACAAAGAAGCAGACGACAUGGGCUGUGAAUUGCUUCAUUGGCUGGCUGGAGUCCCAGGGGCUCCAGGUGGACCUGACUGCAGUGGAGAAGACUGAGCUGAACGGGCUGCUGAGACACUUUUAUGGAUCAGUGCGUAACAGCAAAGGAGAGCUGUAUGGGAUCGCUAGUUACAUUGCACUGAGGGCUGGGCUCAACCGUUACUUCAAAGAGCCUCCCGUCAGCCGCCCUGUGUGCUUAAUGAGGGAUGCUGAGUUCACCUCAGCCAACAAGGUUUUCCUGGGAGUGCUCAAGAGAAUAAGGAAGUCGGGUCGAGACAUAACAUCACACCAUCAGGCACUGUCCCCCAACGAUAUCUGCAUCCUCAGACACUCGCGUGUGAUGGACACCAGCACUCCAAGGGGACUUCUGAACAAAGUCUGGUUUGAUAUACAGGUACAUUUUGGCCGUAGGGGGAAGCAAGCUAACAGGAAUCUAAAGCCAGAUUCAUUUGUAAUCAGAAAAGACGAGAGGGGACUGAGAUACUGCACUUUAUCCUUCGGUGAUGAGGCAAAAAUUCAUAACGAGAAGGACCAAAGCACUAUGCUUGAGAAGCCAGGCAGUGAAUUCUGUCCCAUUACUUCUCUUCUAAAGUACCUCAGCAAGCUCCCAACCAAUGCAACAGCCCUUUACUUGCAGCCUAAGAAGGAGCUGACAGAUGAAAUGUGGUACAGCCACGUACCCCUAGGAGUCAAUUAUCUGGGCUCAAUGCUGGCUCGCAUGUGUAAAGAAGCCCGCACGUCAGUCAUCUAUACCAAUCACUGCAUCAGAAGCACACCCUUUCACCACCUGUGUGUCACAGGACUGGAGGGGAGAGAUCUUAUUCCUGUCAGUGUGUGCAGGUCUGAAGGCUCCCUCCAAAGUCACCAGACGCCAUCCCUCGGGAGCCGUAUGCAGCGGGGCGAGAUAGUGCCAGAGAGCGAUUCAGCUGGCCCAGCAGGUUUGGAUUUAAACCAGGAAGAAUUUUUCGAGGAUGUUCCGUUUCUCCAUACUGCAGCAAACCAAAACUAUGUCCCAGACGCUGUGCUGCCGCCGGGAGAGCCGUGGCUUCACGGCGGCCCCUCCCGGGCGGUGCUGUCCCUGCCUUCCUGCCUGUGCCUGUGCAGGGACAUUGGGUCUGAGAUGUCUGGUUCUGGAUCUUCUGGCGAAGAGCAGAUGGGAGAGAUGAAGGUGUACGCCAAGUGUCACCUUCAGCAAGGAGUCAUGUUUGGGCCAUUUUUAGGAGAAGUGUGCCGAGGACAAAUGCCGACCAACCUCAGAUACUCCUGGGCUAUCAGGGAUGAUGCUGCAUUUGUCUACGUCGAUGCUUCUGAUGAGAACAAAUCUAACUGGAUGAGGUACGUAACGUAUACUAGCAAUGAGGAGGAACACAACCUGGUCGUCUUCCAGUUUUACCGUCGCAUAUACUACAGGGUUUCCCAGCCCAUCACAGAGGGAACAGAGCUCAGAGUCUGGAUCGGCAAGGAUUAUGCCACCUUGCUGGGUCUGGGGAUGGGUGACAAUGUGAAAUGUGAAGUGGGAGAUAAGGAGACGGUUCUACGCCUCCUGCAGGACAUCCAAUUGGUCACCCUUCCAGAGCCCAGCAGCUCUUCCCUUUGGUCAGACCACAGCCAAUCACAGAGCCCCAUGCUUGUGAUCAGUGACGUGACGACGAUGUCAAAUCCGGAUGCAGCCAGUGAUUCAGGCAUGAUUUCUGGCUCUGUCUUCCCCACCUCCUCCCUGAUCUCCUUCCCGUCCCCCAGCUCUCAUCCAUCUGAAAAGUACGAUUUCAUGCCUGGAACUGAGAAGCUGCUGAGUAACCCAAACGCCACGCAGAACAGUCCUUGGUACUUUUUUGGGUUUGAGCCUGACCCAACCGGUCGGCCUCUGGACCGGAGCACUGUGGUGUGUAAGCUGUGUGGGGAUAAUGUGGGCUGUGGAGGAGGAGCAGUGGAUCUCCAAAACCAUCUGACUAACAAGCACCACAUCAGACCACGUGACGUUAACAAGGAUCGAAUAGGUCAACAACGCUCACAGCCAAUGAUGGUUAACAGCGGUCUGGUCAGUACACUCCCCCUGGUAUUGUCUGCUCAUGUGACCGAUGCCAUCGCCAACUUUCUCAUCAUGGACCUCCAGCCCCCUGCUCUGGUAGAAGGGGAAGGCUUCAAACAGCUGAUCCACACCCUCCUGCCCUCCUACAAGGAGCUGCCUUCACCUUGUCAGCUCGAGAACCUCCUGAAAGAAAACCAUACCAAAGGCAAGACGAGCCUGGCUCAGCUGCUGAGGAGGAAAAUGGGAAGUGGAGAAAAUGAGGAGAUAUCUGACUACACUGCUCCCAUCGAGUUUGAGUCCAGGAGACGUGGGCGACCUCCCAGCCAUUGGAGGGAAGUUCCUCACUUUGUCACUUUAAGUGUGGAUGUUUGGUUCCACAAUUGGCAGGGCAACACUGAGAGGUACCUCACCCUCUGGGCACAUUACAUAAACUGUGACUUUAAUUUUCAGAACCUGGCCCUGGCAACCCAAAGACUGACAGAGAGCGGGGUGAAAGAUCACAGUCUUCGAGCACUGGAGGCUCAGGUGAAAGUGAUGGCCCAGGAGUGGGGAAUCUCACAGCCUAAUAUGGUCUUGCUGGGAGGGGAGGGAAGGAACAAGAUGAGGCCGGGGCCGAUUAAGUGUGACAAAAGUGGAGAGGCUGCGGGAAGCGUUCCUCACCCGAACUCCACAACAUUUCUUGAGAGGGACGACUCUGUGUCGCCUGAGGAACCACGUGGCUCAGAGCACGGCCAUUCUAGUGAAGGACUUCCAUCUGUGCCAUGUUUCUUCAGCGCUGUGCAAGGCUGCAUUGAGGAAGUGAUGUCACAUCCUGUCAUCUCCAAGACCCUCAGCCAAUUCCAGAGUGUUCUGUCAACCCUGUUCUUGCCUCCGGCUCAAAACAAAAGCUUGUAUCAGUACCACACCCACAGUCUGUUGAAGACCCUGACGAAACAAGAACAGGCAGAGCUGAAGUCAUGGGCUCAUAGCCGGCCAACUUGGAAUAAGCUGUACCCUUUACUGAGCACCCUCAUCAAACAUAAAAGCUUUCUUUGUGAUAUGAUGAGAGAGAUUAAAGGUGAGGGUUUGUCUAAAGAAGACACUUCUUCAGAAUCCAGUUCAUCUGGCAGCUGCCACGCAAACUCCACGUCCACCACGUCCCCAACAAGCGCUACAACCUUGCGAUCUGAAUGGAAGGUUCUGGAGGAACUGUGUUCGGUCCUCAAACCUCUGGACGUGGCAUGUCGAACUCUCGCCAAAGAGGCAUUCCCCCGUCUGUCCCUCAUCAAACCCAUUCUAACCGGCCUGCUCUCUCGCCACCUCAUGUCGCGGCCAGGAGAUUCGUCGUCCACCCUGAAGGAAGUGAAGAGGAUGAUGAGGCGGAACUUGGCAAGCUGUUACGACAACCCUGUUGUCAACAGGGUUCUGUGUGUUGCAUGUUCCCUUGACCCCCAGUUUCACGGGCUGGGGUUCAUGGAGGAGAAGGAGCAGACAGCCACUUUUGACUGGUUGAAGAAAGAGGCUGUUAGGAUUGUGAAGGAAGACCGGAGGAGAAGCAAAGGUAAGAAGUAUAGCCAGAGCAAGAGAAGCCCCUCACCUGGUUCUCCUGAGUCGGAGAGUGACCUGCGGAGGAGCAAGCGCCUCAAAGAUUCCCGCCCAAUCAACUUCAAAGAGCUCGUCGACGAAGAGGAAGAGAGCGAUACAGGUGAGGCAGAUGAGAGCGAGUUGCUGGAUCCUGGUUCUCAAGGUGGGCUCUCUGGUAUGGAGUUCCUCCUGGGAGACCUGUUCUGCUCCACCCCCAGGAGCAGGCAGAACUCUGUGGAGGAGUCUAUAGACAUGGAGAUGUCUGUCUUCAGAGCCGACAAGGGGACUUCUCUGGGAGUGGAGCCCUUGCAAUGGUGGAGGACGAAGGCAGUGCAGUUUCCACUGUUGGCCACAGUGGCACGGGCCUAUCUGGCUGCCCCGGCAGUGGCAGGUAACGCUGCACAGGACUUUGUGGCGGAAGGAGCGAGGGCCACGUAUAGAAAGAGAGCCUACAUUCCACCAGAAAGUUUGGAUUCGAUCUUGUUCCUACACCACAACCACAUGCCUACCACUGAGAGUGGGCAAACAGCAGUGGCACAUAAUUAGCCUGUUGAGAAAAAAAAUGGAGAACAGCACAAUAUCCCCACAAGGACACAAACAGAUGCUAUGUUUGGAUGCAGUACACACAGAGGUGUUAAGUGUAAUUCAUUUAUUGGGAUCAAAGCUUGAGACUGAAGAGAAGAAAGACAAAGAAAAUCGGUUUGUACUGUGUAUAGUUUGGACUGUUAUCCUUCUGAUCUACAGUUAACUUUGCUGUGUGCAUUAAGUACCUUGUAGCGCCUAGUGCCUUACCUCCCUUGUAUACAAUCACACAGUAGAUCGGUAGGUAUUCCUAAUUUUUAUUUUUGAUCCUUAAUGCUCAUUUUUAAACGAAUGUGUGUAACUGUGAUUACAAGUUUGUGGAUUGUUUACUACUACCUUUGCUUAUGCACCACGUGUUUUAUGUUAUUAACAGUGUUGGGCAGUAACUCAUUACUAGUAAUAAUUUUCCUUUUCCCAGUAACUAGUAGUGUUACUCCUCCAUAAAAUAAUUAGCUACAAUAUUACUUUCGUUGUCACCCUCCCCUAAUUUUUUUUUUUUUUAUGAUUAACAGUUUAUUGGCUUAAAAUAUUGGUUCAAAAUAGAAUGUAAGGAAGACAUAGCGCGAUCAUAGACAAAAACUAAACUAAAAAUACAUUUUAUUAAAAAAAAAGAAGACAGUGAGUACUUGAGUUUACAACCUUGCCUGUAUAUAGGUACAGUAUUCUAUCAAAAUGUAUCCCUCGUGUUUUCUAGUUAAAUGCUCUGUUUAUGAGCCAGAAUGCCAUUAAAUGUCCAAAGUGUAGGAAUGAUACUUUCCCCAUUUCAAUUUGUUCUCCUCCACUUUAUCAAGCAACCUAUAGGACAAUUGUUCUAGGGCAGCUAGCUGACCAAGAGAGGUGUGCCACAAAGAUAGUGCUGGUGCAGAGGAGGCUUUCCAUUCUUUGACCAGAAGUUUCCGGCCUAACAUGAGGAGAGUAUGGGUCCAGUUAGAAAGUGGAGGUGUCAGAUCACUUAAUGCAGAGGGGUGUCACCCUCCCUUAAUUUGAAAUCCAAAAAUCCAGUCACAUCUUUGGAUUCAUUUUUAUGAUAAUGAUAUUUGUUAUUGUGGAGGAAACGAGUUUGGAAGAUGGAAACACUUACAAUAGGCAGCUAGAAAUAUUCCAUUACUUUGAUUGAACUAACAAAACUGGAUUGUAAUUGUUGUAAGUGAACUUUGGGGAAAAGGACACCAUUACCAAUUUUUUGGGGAGUAGCAGAAAAGUAAUAUAACUAGUAGUGUAACUAAUUACUUUUGGCAGGGAAUAAUAACUAAAGUAAUUAGAUGACUUUUUAAAAGAAUAAUCAGGAAUAUAAAUUUUGAGUAACUAACCGAGCACUGGUUAUGAAUCAGUAUAUUGUGAAAGAAAACUCCAAAGACCAGUUAUUAGAGUAAUGCUGCCUUUUGUCAGUAGAUUAUUAAUGGAACUACAGUACUACAGUGGAUGAAGCUUAUUAGCAUAAUGUCUGUAUUGUCUUAGACUGUGAUGUUCGUAUUCAUGUACAUGCAGAAUAAAUGUUUUUUUGUUUUUGAUGUCUUACUGUAAUACUGUAACUGUAAAUAUGCCUGUCACAUACUUUUUUAAAUAAAAUAUAUUACCAAUGGA
This is a messenger RNA of Dicentrarchus labrax (European seabass), 7203 nucleotides long. RefSeq lists its product as uncharacterized. Gene Ontology annotation, molecular function: protein dimerization activity; DNA binding. Gene Ontology annotation, biological process: regulation of transcription by RNA polymerase II. Gene Ontology annotation, cellular component: nucleus. The coding region runs from base 1204 to 5583 and encodes 1459 amino acids. Lineage: Eukaryota; Metazoa; Chordata; Actinopteri; Moronidae. The record is from RefSeq and is a predicted model, not a curated record. The transcript is spliced from 8 exons.